AUGGUGAACGCUGCUACAACCGGAGAAGAUGCCCAGGGCCAAGAUGGUGGUGCAAUUUCCUCUGAGGCCACUGCUGGGGGCUUCCAGAGAGAUCCUCUCAUCAUCAAGAGGAUGAGCUUGUUGCUGCAGUUCCUGUUGCACAAGUGCAAGAUGAGAGAGCCCAUCACCAAGGCAGAGAUGAUGAAGAUCAUCAACAAGAAGUACCAGGAGCGCUUUCCUGAGGUCCUGCACAGAGUCUCUGAGCACAUGGAGCUGGUCUUCGGCUAUGCCUCUGGCACAGGAGCAGAUGAAAGUGCCCAGGGCCAAGACGACAGUGCAAGUUCCUCUGGGGGCCCCCAGAGAGAUCCUCUCAUCAAGAGGAUGAGCUUCUUGCUGCAGUUCCUGCUGCACAAGUACAAGCUGAGAGAGCCCAUCACCAAGGCAGAGAUGAUGAAGGUCAUCAACAAGAAGUACAAGGAGCGCUUCCCGGAGAUCCUGCAGAGGGCCACCGAGCACAUGGAGCUGGUCUUUGGCCUUGACCUGAAGGAAGUCGACCCUGAGUCUCAGUCCUACGUCCUGACCAGCACUGUGGAAUUCAGCAGAGAAGAGAAUCUGAGUAGUGGCACAUUUCCCAAGUACGGGCUGCUCAUGCCUCUUCUGGGCAUGAUGCACUUGAGUGACAACCAGGCCAGUGAGGAAGAGGUCUGGGAAUUCCUGAAUAGGUUGGGCGUCUAUGAUGGGAAGAGGCACUUCAUCUUUGGGGAGGCCAGGAAGCUCCUCACCAAAGAUCUGGUUCAAGAAAAGUACCUGGAGUACCGUCAGGUGCCCGGCAGUCACCCUCCAUGUUACGAGUUCCUGUGGGGUCCCAGGGCCUACACUGAAGCCUGCAAGACCAAGGUCCUGAAGUUCCUGACCAAGCUCAAUGACGUGGACCAGAAUGCCUUCCAAACCUUGUAUCUGGAAACUUGGAGAGAUGAGGAAGAAAGAGAAGCCGGCACAGGCUGGCCUGGGGUCGGGAUGAAUGCCAGGGCCAGGGCCCGAUUCAGGGCCAAGUCCAGCAAGGCCUCCCACUCUAGAAGAGUGUGA
Elephantulus edwardii (Cape elephant shrew) is the source of this 1065-nucleotide messenger RNA. Its product is annotated as melanoma-associated antigen B4-like. Bases 1 to 1065 code for a protein of 354 amino acids. Lineage: Eukaryota; Metazoa; Chordata; Mammalia; Macroscelidea; Macroscelididae. Gene Ontology annotation, cellular component: nucleus. Gene Ontology annotation, biological process: negative regulation of transcription by RNA polymerase II. The record is from RefSeq and is a predicted model, not a curated record. The transcript is spliced from 3 exons.